CGAUAAAGCGUUAUCUAUAGUAGCAGAAGCAUAUCCUAAUUUGAGAUAUCUCAAUCUGUGGGACGCUCAAGCAAUAUCUGAUAAAGGCUUAUGUGCAAUUGUACAAUCAUGUAAAUUAGAACAUCUAAAUAUUUCGUACUGCAGAAAUAUUACUGAUAAAUCUUUGUUUGAAAUCACAGAAAAUUGUCAUGAUUUGCAAGAGUUCCAUUUUGCUGAAGCAUAUUGGAUCACUGAUAAAUCUAUAUGUUGCAUCAUAAACUCAUGCCCAAAUUUACGAAAUCUUGAUAUUGCAUUUAGCAAGGGGAAAAUCAAAGAUGCUA
Molecule: messenger RNA, 320 nt
Organism: Racocetra persica
Lineage: Eukaryota; Fungi; Glomeromycota; Glomeromycetes; Diversisporales; Gigasporaceae
Source: the annotation of a GenBank genome assembly